Molecule: messenger RNA, 2563 nt
Organism: Leptidea sinapis
Lineage: Eukaryota; Metazoa; Arthropoda; Insecta; Lepidoptera; Pieridae
Product: epidermal growth factor receptor kinase substrate 8-like
Exons: 17
Coding region: 151-2448 (765 amino acids)
Biological process (GO): regulation of Rho protein signal transduction; Rho protein signal transduction
Cellular component (GO): plasma membrane
Molecular function (GO): actin binding
Source: RefSeq, a predicted model, not a curated record
AAGGGAGCGAUAGAGGCUUCCAGUACUCGCCGAAUCGCCGUACAAGUGCGAAGUAUAUCGCGUGUUUGUGUGUGUCGAAAGCAAGUUAUUAGAUUCAAAACUGACUGACCGAGAGAAGCAGAGUAGAAGAUGUUUGGUAGCUGUUAAAGAAUGAUGGCCAUGAGGAGUGGUGGUGCGAGCGCUGGGAGCCGCUCUCGUGGCGCAGACUCUCAGGCGGCGCGAGCUCUGGACGAAUUUGAGCAGCUGGCAGGUCUACGAGGAAGGUCUGUGUAUGUGCUGGAACAUCUGGCGACCUUCACCGUGACCAGGGAGACUGGUAUCGUGUACCCGGCUGAUGGAAUGAGGAGGUUGUUGCAGCUGGAGAAAACUAAUGGAAUAUGGAGUCAGAAAAUGCAGCUUAGUUUGGAAGAUGGAUGGGUGCUAGUGAUGGACUAUGAAACUGGGUCAAUAAUGGAGAGGUUUCCCGCAUCAUGGGUUCAUUCUCCAACGGCAUUCACCUCACCAGAGCCAGCUGAGCUAUACAACAACGUGCUGGCCUUCGUCGUAGGGGCCCCGGAGACUGGUGGAGCCUCUCCGGGAGGCUCAAGGAGGGAACUUCACAUCUUCCAGUGUCACGACGUCAGUGCACAGACAUUGGUUGAAGAACUAAAUGCUUUAAAGGGCAUAGGCAAUGGCGGGUCCGAGGGUGGCCGAGACUUCGUCAUUGAAAGAGAAAGAGAAAGAGAGCGGGAGAGUGAGACAGAAAGACCGCGGCGACAGCAAAUGUCAGCACAGUUGGGGCGAGCUGAACGCGGCGGCUCCGGCGGAGAAAGAGAUGAUGCAUCAUCUACAGGAUCCGAUCGACUGUAUGAACAGGACAUAGCCAUCCUCAACCGCUGCUUCGAUGACAUAGAGAAGUUCAUCGCCCGACUACAACAUGCCGCUGCAGCGUCACGAGAACUUGAGAGGAGAAGAAGAUCCAGAGGUGGGAAGAGAAGCGCUGGAACGGGAGAAGGGAUGCUAGCUUUGAGAACACGCCCCCCACCGGAAAGAGACUUCGUAGAUGUUCUGCAGAAGUUCAAGCUGUCUUUCAAUCUGUUGGCACGUCUGCGAACUCAUAUUCACGACCCAAAUGCGCCAGAGCUGGUCCAUUUCUUAUUCACUCCGUUGGCAUUGAUUGUGGAUGCUGCACAGGAUGUCGGUGACGGUCGGUUGCCGUCACGAGUAGUGCAGCCGUUGCUGACGAGGGAUGCAUUGAAUUUGUUGGCUAAUUGUGUCACCAGUAAGGAAACGGAGCUCUGGCAUUCACUUGGAGACGCCUGGCUGAUUCCAAGAGAACAAUGGAAAACAACUAUUCCGCCUUAUCAGCCUGUUUUCAUGGAUGGCUGGACACCCGAUUACCAAGUAGAUGACCAGCCGUUGCGAAGACCCUCGCCGCGUCGUAGUGAGGGUAGAGGGGGUGAGGAACCCGGCGUUAGCGGGGGGGACGCCCACUUUGGCUACGAACGCGAUGAGCCUGAUGUCUAUGGAGAAAGGGACUAUGCGCCAUAUCCUAGGACAACAAGACUUACAAGAGAAGACUCAGGCUCGGCAGCAUCGUCACCAGAACGAGAAACACAGUAUCGUAGUGAAAGAGAUGAAGAUGAUUUAGGAGAAGCGUGGGCGCGUGGUGUUACUGCUCGUGGUGGAAGAGUAGUCCGGGUUACAUAUCCUCGUACUGCGAACAAUGACAAAGAGCUCACUGUUGUCCGCGGAGAAUAUCUUGAGGUGCUGGAUGACUCUCGCAAGUGGUGGAAGGCCCGUAACCGUCGCGGAGUGACUGCCCACGUUCCGCACACCAUCGUGGCUCCAGCCAUCACGCCACCUUCCUCACCACAUCUCUACCCGAACCCUAUCUACACGCAUUACCAGCAGGACAGCGGAGGCAGAGGAUCUGGUGGCAGCAGUCCAACUACACCAGCGGGUAGGAGCGGAGCGGGGCCAGGGACAGGCGGUGGGGCGGAAAAGCCAGCACCUCCCCCGCCACCGCCGCCGCCCCCACCCCCCGUGCCUCCCGUCGCAGCACCAGCCCCCAAAACGGAUACCAUGAAAUCAACAAAAUCUGUCAUGAGCUCUCUUUCACUUCACGAAGAACUUAAAGCUGUUCUACCGCAGAUUCAACAACGAAAACUUGAGAUUAAGAAAACACCUGAUAUUUUCAUACACCAGAAAUCAACCCCGGAUGAGGUAGUAUCUUGGCUGGAAGCUAAAGGUUUCAGCAGAACAGCACAGAAGCAGCUGCGACUUCCAGGACAUCAGCUUUUCGCACUCUCUCGAGCUCAACUGGAGCGUGUUGUGGGUUCUGACGAGGGCAAGCGUUUGUACAGCCAGAUCUUAGUCCAGAGAAAUGUGUCUGGGUACAAGACGACUUCAGCGUCGGAACUGGCGAGCAUUCUGCGGAAGGUCAGGGAGAAGGUGGAAGUGUCGUGAACAUGAACGGAGAACUGGAGAGAGGCCGCUUGGAUUACGAAUAUCACAGGAGUUCUUCAUAUUGCUAGAUAUAGGCAUUAUAUUAUAUGUUACUUAAUUAUAAUUUUGUACUUUA